This is a messenger RNA of Mus pahari (shrew mouse), 1198 nucleotides long. RefSeq names its product zinc finger CCCH-type containing 15 (gene Zc3h15). Gene Ontology annotation, biological process: cytoplasmic translation. NCBI's taxonomy places the organism in Eukaryota, Metazoa, Chordata, Mammalia, Rodentia, Muridae. The coding region runs from base 167 to 1198 and encodes 343 amino acids. Gene Ontology annotation, cellular component: cytosol. The record is from RefSeq and is a predicted model, not a curated record. Gene Ontology annotation, molecular function: metal ion binding; mRNA binding. The transcript is spliced from 8 exons.
CAUUGCGGCGCCGUGCUGUCGCAAAGGCCACAUCCGGGCGGCGAAUGAGCGAGUCGCUUUCCGUGCGCUGCGGCGGCGGCUGGGUCUUCCUGCUCCCGCCGAGCAGCCGGACGCCCCGACGGUAGCCAUCUGCGUCGCAGUCGGCCCGGUGCUCCUCGCCUCCGCGAUGCCCCCCAAGAAACAGGCUCAGGCCGGGGGCAGCAAGAAGGCGGAGCAGAAGAAGAAGGAGAAGAUCAUCGAGGACAAAACUUUUGGACUGAAGAAUAAGAAAGGAGCAAAGCAACAGAAAUUUAUUAAGGCUGUCACUCAUCAAGUGAAAUUUGGUCAACAGAAUCCACGUCAGGUAGCACAAAGUGAAGCUGAAAAGAAAUUGAAGAAAGAUGACAAGAAGAAAGAACUACAAGAGCUAAAUGAGUUGUUCAAACCUGUAGCCUAUGUUGUUGGAGGAGGAGAUAAAACCUGCUUAUUGUGUCUUUAUUUAGAUACUAUGGAUAAUUGGGAUGAGAAAAAGCUGGAAGAAGUAGUAAACAAGAAGCACGGUGAGGCGGAAAAGAAAAAACCAAAAACUCAAAUAGUGUGCAGACAUUUUCUUGAAGCUAUUGAAAAUAACAAGUAUGGCUGGUUUUGGGUGUGUCCUGGAGGUGGGGACAACUGCAUGUAUCGCCAUGCACUUCCUCCUGGAUUUGUGCUAAAGAAAGACAAAAAGAAAGAAGAGAAAGAAGACGAAAUCUCAUUAGAAGAUCUAAUUGAAAGAGAGCGUUCUGCCCUAGGUCCAAAUGUUACCAAAAUCACUCUAGAAUCUUUUCUCGCGUGGAAGAAAAGGAAAAGACAAGAAAAGAUUGAUAAACUUGAACAAGAUAUGGAGAGGCGGAAAGCUGACUUCAAAGCAGGGAAAGCACUGGUGAUCAGUGGUCGUGAGGUGUUUGAGUUUCGUCCUGAGCUGGUCAAUGAUGAUGACGAGGAAGCAGACGAUACCCGUUACAUUCAGGGAACAGGUGGUGAUGAGGUUGAUGAUUCUAUGGGUGUAAAUGACAUAGAUAUAAGCCUGUACAUCCCAAGAGAUGUAGAAGAGACAGGUAUCACUGUGGCCAGUGGUGAAAGAUUCAGCACAUAUGCGCCAGAUAAAGACGACAGAAACAGGGUGAAAGUCGUCUGCACUAGUGUCAGAAUGGAUGAGCGUGGUCAGUCAGAACGCUAA